Talaromyces proteolyticus is the source of this 243-nucleotide messenger RNA. RefSeq lists its product as uncharacterized. The record is from RefSeq and is a predicted model, not a curated record. NCBI's taxonomy places the organism in Eukaryota, Fungi, Ascomycota, Eurotiomycetes, Eurotiales, Trichocomaceae. The transcript is spliced from 2 exons. Bases 1 to 243 code for a protein of 80 amino acids.
AUGGGUGGUCUGAAUGGAUCAUUCGAUAACCUCCCACAAGGUAGUGAUAGCCUCGACUACGAUGUGCUCAUUAUCGGGGAAGGCCUGGUGGGAAUCUACACCUUAAUGCCCAUGAGUAAGCUGGGACUUCGCGCCAGAGUCAUCGAACGAGGGUCGGGAGUGGGAGGUGUCUGUCAAAGUGAACCCACGGUAUACAUUAGCACCACUAUCAGCGCUCCUCCACCAACGAUGGAUGACAACUAG